UUUCAAUUAUAAAAAUGGUGCGGCAAUGUUGUAUAUGCAAAGCGGAAUCCUCAAUACUUGUAGACAUUUCUCUUCAUCGUUUACCUAAAGAUGACACAACAAAGCGAAAGUGGUUCUUAAACAUAGGUCGAGAGGUCAAGAAUUGUAGCGCAGUUUGCAGUCAGCAUUUCAAAGAUGAUGAUUUUGAAUAUAAAAUUUAUGGUGAAAACGUAAGAAGGUAUUUGAAGGCUACAGCUGUUCCGUGUUUGUCACAUACUGAGACUGACAGUACCCUAAAAAUUGAACACACAACAUCUUUUGGUGAAGAAUCUGCUGUGUUGCCUCUGCAAUAUACUAAUAUUAUAGAACCAUCGGUGCCAAUCAAGUCCGAAGAUCUUUCUGAUCUUGAGGAAUGUAGUCAAGAAGGAGAUCAGAAUUCCGAGUUGUUAACACUUUCAAAUGCAGAAAUUUCAGCUAUUGAAAGUCAUUCGAAUCAGAAUCUUCCAGACUUGAAAAAUGCUGAGAAUCUAAUAGAUAUUGAUAACAAUCAUUACUCCGAAGAAAGUAAAAACAGAGAAAACGGACAAAAGUAUACAGAUUCUAAAGACAACAUGCUCAAAAGAACAAUUGACGAAUCUCAUGCUACAGUAGGUAGGAGGCGCAUUUGUAACGCAAGAUAUGUUGGAGAUUUGCAACGAAAAGAUUUUACAUCUGAUGUUAGUUGGAAUAUAUUUAAACAUCAUAUGGAGAACACCAGGAGAAAGCAGAAGGUGUUAACUCAAAAAGUUCGAAGAUUCAAAUUGAAAAUAGAGAAAUUACAAACUUUAUUAGAGCAUUUAAAAGAAAGUGGACUUGUCUCGAAUGAAGAUUGUAAUGAACUGACGUGAGUUAAGGUACAUUAUAUGAUAUUUAUAUGACUACCAUAAUCAUUGACAUGAUUCGAUGAUGAAUGUGAUUAAUCGAGUUCACUACUUUUUUAUGUCUGUACAAUUUAUUAUAUGAUUUUUAUAAUACACAGAAAUUUAAUAAUACAGUUUGAAACUAAUAUAUUUACACUUCAAUUGAAGUCUUCUGAGUUAUAUAUGUAAAUUAAUCUGCAAUAUUUUCUUAUAUACAA
Molecule: messenger RNA, 1096 nt
Organism: Diprion similis
Lineage: Eukaryota; Metazoa; Arthropoda; Insecta; Hymenoptera; Diprionidae
Exons: 7
Coding region: 15-866 (283 amino acids)
Molecular function (GO): sequence-specific DNA binding
Source: RefSeq, a predicted model, not a curated record